Messenger RNA from Leptinotarsa decemlineata (Colorado potato beetle), 1226 nucleotides. Its product is annotated as cathepsin B. Gene Ontology annotation, biological process: regulation of catalytic activity; proteolysis. The record is from RefSeq and is a predicted model, not a curated record. Gene Ontology annotation, molecular function: cysteine-type endopeptidase activity. Lineage: Eukaryota; Metazoa; Arthropoda; Insecta; Coleoptera; Chrysomelidae.
UUAAUAGAUAAUUUUCAAGUGAUUGAAUCAGUAUAUAAACGAAUAGACACAAAUUAAUUUUCGUUGGUUUACUUACUCUCUAGUGAUUUGACUUGAAAGGAAGGAGUAUUCAAGAUGAGGAUAGCCUUCUGUUUUAUCGUUGUAGCCAUUUCUGGGGCCUUUUCAUACGGAAUAGACUCAAAUCCUUUCAGCGAUGAGUUCAUAGAUUACAUCAACAGUCAACAAACCACUUGGACUGCGGGCAGAAAUUUCGACAAAAACACUCCAGUGUCUCACGUUCGUAAAUUACUUGGAGCUGUCAAAUCACCGGUACCUAGAUCUGCCAGGAACGUUGUUUUACACAGCGAAGAUACUCCAAUUCCUGAAUCCUUCGACUCUCGUGAAAACUGGCCCGACUGCAAUAUUAUCAGAGUAAUCAAGGAUCAGUCCUCCUGUGGUUCAUGCUGGGCUGUUGCAGCAACUUCCGCAAUGAGUGACAGGAUUUGCAUUCAUUCUGACGGGAAAAAACAAAUAUCCGUUUCAGACGAAGACUUGUUAUCGUGUUGUUCAGAAUGCGGAGAUGGAUGUCACGGAGGAUAUCAUAUUGAAGCGUGGAAUUAUUGGCAGAAAACAGGUCUCGUUUCAGGGGGACCUUAUAAUUCGACUACGGGAUGCAGAGCUUAUUCCUUGGCACCAUGCGAACAUCAUACAACUGGUUCCAUACCGGCAUGUCCUAAAGAUGUUUCUCUUACUCCUAGAUGCAAUAAACAGUGUGACAAAAAAUCUUCCCUCUCCUAUCAAUCUGAUAAAUCCUAUGGUCAAAAGCCUUAUUAUGUUAGUAAUCAAGAAAAGCAAAUACAAUUGGAAAUCUUGAAAAAUGGUCCUGUUGAAGCUGCAUUUCAUGUAUACACAGAUUUUUACGCUUAUAAGCGUGGUGUGUACCAAAAUUAUUUUGGCCAAUAUGAAGGUGGACAUGCUGUGAGAAUCUUGGGAUGGGGAGUUGAAAAAGGUACACCGUACUGGUUGGUUGCAAACUCCUGGAAUGAAGAUUGGGGUGACAAAGGUUUAUUCAAGAUAAUCAGAGGGAGAAACGAAUGUGAGAUCGAAGAUGAUAUAGUAGCUGGAUUGCCAAAGUUGUAAAUUUCAGAUGAUGUUUCCACAAAAUAUUCAAUCGAAAUGUUUCUUGAUAACGUUUCUGUAAUAACGUCAUUAAGAUAAUAACAAAAAUAAAAAUCGUCUGAAUUGUG